CGCUGAUUCUAGAUCAUGAGAGAUCGCCUCAAGAUCAUUCCCUUGAAUUUGGCUGCAUGACAGCUCCUUCUUUACCGAAACGCAAGAAUGGUGGACGCGAAGAAAAAGGCUGACAAGAAGGCCGAGCCUUCGAAGAAGCUCCCCGCAGUCCCUGAGUCCGUCCUCAAGAGGAGGAAACGUCGUCAGGCAGCCCAAACUGCUCGUCUUCAGGUUUCCAUAAAGGCACGUGCUGCACACUACAAGAAGAGGAAAGAAAUCUUCAAGCGUGCCGAGUCGUACGUCAAGGAAUACAGACAGAAGGAGAGGGAUGAGAUCAGGUUGAAGAGACAGGCAAAAAACCGUGGGAACUACUACAUUCCUGGUGAAGCUCGUCUUGCCUUUGUCAUCCGUAUUCGGGGUGUUAAUCAAGUCGCCCCAAAGGUUCGCAAGGUUCUCCAGCUCUUCAGGCUGAAGCAGAUCAACAAUGGUGUCUUCGUCAGGUUAAACAAGGCCACUAUCAACAUGCUUCGUAUUGUUGAGCCUUACAUUACCUGGGGAUAUCCCAACCUCAAGUCAGUCCGGGAACUUGUCUACAAACGUGGAUUCGCCAAGAUCAAUCGUCAGCGCAUCCCAAUCACUAGCAAUUCCAUCAUUGAACAGAAACUCGGUGGCUCUGGCCUCAUCUGUACCGAGGAUUUGAUCCACGAAAUCUUCACAGUUGGAUCCAAGUUCAAGUACGCCAGCAAUUUCCUCUGGCCAUUCAAGCUGAACACCCCAACUGGUGGAUGGCGCAAGAAGACCAAUCACUACGUCGAGGGUGGAGAUUUCGGUAACCGUGAGGACAAAAUCAACGAACUCCUCAGGCGAAUGGUUUAGACUCUAAUAACUGUACUCUUCUGACAAAAAAAUGAAUAAAAAAGUACGUUUUCAUACGGA
This is a messenger RNA of Fopius arisanus, 915 nucleotides long. It is a transcript of the gene RpL7, whose product is annotated as ribosomal protein L7. Gene Ontology annotation, cellular component: cytosolic large ribosomal subunit. Lineage: Eukaryota; Metazoa; Arthropoda; Insecta; Hymenoptera; Braconidae. Gene Ontology annotation, biological process: maturation of LSU-rRNA from tricistronic rRNA transcript (SSU-rRNA, 5.8S rRNA, LSU-rRNA). The record is from RefSeq and is a predicted model, not a curated record. Bases 88 to 855 code for a protein of 255 amino acids. The transcript has 6 exons. Gene Ontology annotation, molecular function: RNA binding; structural constituent of ribosome.